Messenger RNA from Theobroma umbraticum, 2536 nucleotides. Its product is annotated as hydroxycinnamoyl CoA quinate transferase-like. NCBI's taxonomy places the organism in Eukaryota, Viridiplantae, Streptophyta, Magnoliopsida, Malvales, Malvaceae. Gene Ontology annotation, molecular function: acyltransferase activity, transferring groups other than amino-acyl groups. The record is from RefSeq and is a predicted model, not a curated record.
GUUGGGAAGUUGGGAAGGGAUAAAAAUGGUAGACUUGAGAUAAUAUGGAGUGCAGAGGGAGUAUUAUUUGUAGAAGCCGAAGCACUGCUGCCAUAGAUGACCUUGGCGAUUUUGCACCUAGCUUAGAACUGCGGCAACUGGUUCCAACAGUUGACCACUCUAAAGAAAUCUCCUCUUUCCCUCUCAUUACGAUACAGGUACAUGCUGGUACUAAACAAGAAUGAGAAACUGUGUUGCAUUGCUGGCUGGUAUAUCAACUUCUUUAAGCUUUGGGCAAAGAUAAGCUCUAUCUUAAUUCUUACGUGCACUGCAAAGGAAGCUUUUGAUAAUUUUUAUGCAUUUCUAAUUAGUUUCAGUUUUUUUUAUUAAAAAAUUCAAAUUCAUGCGGUUAGGAAUUAAACUAUUGCUGGCAGUGGCCUUUUGAGAGAAAAGGCAUUAACAGAGAAACUAAAUAGAGAGGAGUGAGAAAGGAAAAAGGGCAAAUGGGAAAGAAGAGAUAAUAAGGGUAAAAUAGGUAUAAAAUUCAUGCCCUAUCGGGCCUUCAAUAAAGAUCACCACGGCAGUCGCGUUCCCUGCAGUCCUCACAAGCCAGAAAAUUGCAUGACCAGUGCCCCGCCGGCGGCGAAGUACCGACGAUGAUGUAGCAAGAUCAAUAGAUGUCGACCGGGUAGGUGACGACCGAACAGAAAUAGAUCCAAAGAAGGUUCAGUCAGCACGGUGAGAUCGUCGAGUCGAAGCUCCGUUUGCGCAGACAUCUGACUCGAUCCAACCCGAACCGGGCCUCUCUGUCUAUGAUCUAUGAUCCCUGAUCCGUGAUAUGGCGGUGGUGGAUUGGGCUUGAGCCGUAUGUUCCUUAGCUAGAUUUGACGACGUUGUCAGUUCUCUUCCUUCCUCGUAUGGCUGAAAGAGAGAAAAGGUAACAGAGCAAGAAGCUGUUUCCUAGUUCCAAGUCACUUUCAUGCAUCUCAUAAAUCUUGAAUUGAAACUGUAAUCUAUUCAACAAGGAAACUUUUCAAGAUUUUGAGAUUUGGGUGUCCUGUUAAGUACAACUUACAAAGGAAGUGAGGAGAUGAAGAUUACCAUCAAUGGAUCAACCAUGGUACGCCCAGCUCGAGACACGCCAAAUCGACGCCUGUGGAACUCGAAUUUGGACCUGGUGAUAUCCAGGUAUCAUGUUGCCUUGGUAUACUUCUACAAGUCCGAUGCUUCUUCCAAUUUCUUUGACACCCAGUUGCUUAAGGAGUCUCUGAGUAACCUUCUCGUCCCGUUCUAUCCCAUGGCUGGGAGAUUGGGAUAUGAUGAAAAUGGAAGACUCGAGAUAGUCUGCAACGCUGAAGGAGUAUUAUUCAUAGAGGCUGAAACUGCUGCUACCAUAUAUGACUUGGGCGAUUUUGCACCGAGUUCGAAACUUCGGCAGCUGGUUCCAACAGUCGACUAUUCUGGAGAUAUCUCUUCUUUUCCACUCGUUUUGUUACAGGUGACAAGCUUCAAACAUGGAGGGGUUUGCCUUGGUGCUGCAUUUCAACAUACUUUGGUGGAUGGGUCAUCAGUUUCUCAUUUCAUGAACAUUUGGUCUAACAAAACCCGAGGCAUAUCCAUUACUGUUACCCCAUUCAUUGACCGCACCCUUCUCCGAGCCCGGGUACCGCUAGCUCCUGCAUUUCACCAUGUCGAAUACGAUCCAUCUCCUCCCUUGAGCACAUCUAUUUUAACUCUGAAUUCUCAAGUUGGUCCUAAACCUUCAUCUACAUCUAUUUUCAAAAUCACUGCCGAUCAGCUGAAAACCUUAAAAUCCAAGGCAACCAUGAAUGGCAGCACGACAAACACAAAUUGUACCACAUACGAUAUCCUGACUGCACAUAUAUGGCGUUGCGUGUGCAAAGCGAGGGGCCUCUCGGAUGAUCAAGUGACCAAGUUAUACAUUCCAAUCGAUGGACGGUCCAGACUACAUCCACCUCUCCCACCAGGCUACCUUGGCAACGUGAUCUUCAUAGCUGCAACGACUGCUCUAUCAGGUGACCUCCAAUCCGAACCAUUUGCGGAUACAAUACAAAGAAUCGACAGAAUGGUAAAACGGAUGGACGACAAGUAUAUGAGAUCAGCUCUUGACUACAUAGAAAGUGUACCUGAUAUGAAAACUCUUAUGCGAGGAGCACAUACUUUUCAGUCCCCGAACCUCGCUAUCAAUAGCUGGACGCGGCUUUCGUUUUAUGCUGCAGAUUUCGGAUGGGGUCGCCCCAUGCACAUGGGGUUGGCAAAUGUAAUCCACGAAGGAAAGAUAUAUAUAGUACCAAGCCCGGCUGAUGAUGGGAGCUUGUCGUUGGUGGUAUGCUUGGAGACAUCCCAUAUGAAACAGUUUGAGAAGUGUCUUUAUGAUUUCUUACUGCCAUUUGCAAAAAUAAAUGCUCGUUAUUAAUUUGUUUUCCCUAGUAUUAUGUAACUUUGAGAAGCUCCUUUAUAUGAUUUCUGUAUUAGUAUUAGCUUUAAUAAAAGAUAGCGGACUCCAACACUGCUACACACGCAAGAUAUUUGCACU